Lingula anatina is the source of this 3602-nucleotide messenger RNA. Its product is annotated as antiviral innate immune response receptor RIG-I. Lineage: Eukaryota; Metazoa; Brachiopoda; Lingulata; Lingulida; Lingulidae. Gene Ontology annotation, cellular component: cytoplasm. Gene Ontology annotation, molecular function: single-stranded RNA binding; hydrolase activity; DNA binding. The record is from RefSeq and is a predicted model, not a curated record. Gene Ontology annotation, biological process: antiviral innate immune response; cytoplasmic pattern recognition receptor signaling pathway.
AGUCCAUUCCUCAUGGUGGGCACUCCUACUAACUCUCUGUUACCAAGCUCUAACAGAUUACUGGCUUCAAAACAAAGGACAUAAAAAUUUGAACUGUAAGGAAAAGAAUCAGAGGAAGAUGGAGAAUAUUCUGGAUAUGUUUGUGAAGGUGUGGAGAAGCUUAACCUGACUGGCAGUUCAAGCAGUGGGAGUGACCACUCACCAGGACAACAUCAAACUGCCCUAAAAGAGAUGGACAGCAGUAAUGUAGUAGACAUGAGAGCUUCAGUGAGAGAAGCAGUGGAGGAGGGUUUGUCAUACCCUGUGCAAGAGUCACCUCUAGACACUGUAGAUGAGGAUAUCAGUCAGGAAGCCCAAAACCUGGGAAGUUUGGAGGAAUCUGAACCAGCAGAAGAGCCAGUUAUAGAGGUUCCAAGUAAUGAUACAAGAUCCUUUGAAGUUGAACCCCUCAUACAAGCUCCAGCUCCAACUGUCUCAGAUGAUGAGACAUUGUAUAACAGAACAGCAGAUGAAACACUAUCCAGUUCUGAGACUUCAGAUUUAGAGUUAAGGAACUAUCAGAAAGAGCUGGCCCAGCCAGGCCUUGAGGGGAAGAAUAUUAUUGUAUGUGCUCCUACUGGGAGUGGGAAAACUCGUGUGGCACUCGAGAUUACCAAGGAACAUCUAGAUAAAGCAGACAGAGGACGGAGAAAAGUUGUAUUUCUUGUCAACCAAGUGGAACUUAUGGAACAGCAGUUAGCAGUGUUCAAGAAAAACCUCACUGGCUACCGCACCAUUGGUUUGAGUGGAAAUGUAGAUACAAAAGUACCCUUGAGUGAGCUUCUGCCAAAGAAUGACGUUAUUGUUUUAACAGCACAGAUUCUGCUUGAUCAGUUGAGAGAUAAUUUAUUAAAGAUUCAUGAUUUUUCUCUCAUGAUAUACGAUGAAUGUCACCAUACCAAGAAAGGUCAUCCAUACAACAAUAUUAUGGCCUUCUACAUUGACCAGAAACUAGACUCACCAGUCGCUGACUGGCACCCUUCAGCAAUCCAGGAAAGGUUGCCCCAGGUUGUUGGGCUUACAGCCUCUUUGGGUGUUGGGAAGGCUAAUAAUAAUGAAACAGCAAUAGAACACAUUCUGAAAUUGUGUGCUAACUUAGAUACAGAGGAGUUGUCUACAGUUGUACAACAUGAGAAUGAAAUGCUGCAGUACGUGAAUGUACCCAAGUCAGAUAUUGUUCCUGUUGGUGAAAGAGCCAUGGAUCCUUUCAAAGAUAUCAUAACUGGAAUAAUGGAAGAAAUUGAAAAUAAAAUUAAGGAUCUGCAUGGUCAGCAUCAACUGAAAGAGAGAAGUGCAACAGAUUUAGAUCCCCCUGCUGAUAAAGGAAAAGGCCCCUAUACUCAGUGGGUCCAUUCACUGAAGAAAAAAAUUGCAGUUAUUGAUGAGCAGAAAAUACGGUGGAGUUGUUUUGCAUGCUGGACAAAUCUUUUGACAUAUCAUGAGGCCCUAUUGAUAAAUGAAGACAGCAGAACAAUAGAUGCACUUGAUUACAUCAGAAGCGAAAAUUCAAAGAGAUCCACCCAUAGAAAUUUAGAUAUUGAUAACUGGCUUCAGCAGUUAUUUCAAGAAAAGGAGCCAACCAUCAGUGAAUUUGCUGCAAAUGAUACUUUCAAAAAUCCCAAACUUGUGAAACUUGAGGAUAUGCUCCGUAAAGCAUAUGAAGAAAAACCAGACUCCAGGGGUAUAGUGUUCUGUAAGACACGAGCACUUACUGAAACCUUAAAAAACUGGAUGUUAGAAACAGAAAGUCUGAAAGCAUUGAACCCUAAAUGCUUAGUAGGAACAAAUGCAGCAGUUGAUAAAAAAGGAAUGACUUCAAGCCAGCAAGUGGACGUCUUAAGCUACUUUAAAGGUGGAAAAGUAAAACUUCUCAUAGCAACAAGUGUGGCUGAAGAAGGUUUAGACAUCAAGCAGUGUAACUUGGUUAUCAGAUACGACUAUGUCACCAAUGAAAUAGCCAUGGUGCAGGCAAGGGGCCGAGGAAGAGCAGAAGAUAGCCAGUAUGUUCUCAUAGCAGGUGGGAGGGGCACUGCUGAAAAAGAAGAAUUGAAUGUUAUUAGGGAAUCAAUGAUGAAGAAAGCUAUUUGUGCAGUCAAACAAAUGAGUCCUCAGGAGUUCAAAGACAAGGUCCGCAGGCUUCAGGAAGAAGUAAAAGAUGAGCGUAUGAUGCGGAAAACUGCUCAGAGUGGAGCAGCAGCAGAAGAUGAACAUGAGCUCCAAUGUUUGAAGUGUGAUGUCUUUGCAUGUUUAUCUUCUGAUAUCCGUGUCAUUGAAAAAUCCAAUCAUGUAGUGGUUGAUGAAGAAUUCAUGACAAGAGUGGAAGUCAAGCCUCACCCAAAUAGCCAGAGAUAUGGGAAUAUGGAAAAAACCGGCAAACUGCACUGCACAAAAUGUGACAGUGCUUGGGGAAUUCAGUGUUUGUACAAACGUAUGGCAUUUCCAGUUCUGAAACUAGAAAGUUUCUUGCUGGAGGAUAAGAAUAGAGACAUAAAAAUGGAAAAUAAGUGGAAGGAUGUGCCAUUUAAAGUGCGGAAAUUCACUUCUGAGGACUGGAAGAAGAUUGCAGCCAGGCAGUAGAUACCUAGUUGGUAGCUUUUUUGUUAAAACAAUACAUACUGACCAAAUUUAUUAUGAGCUUCAGUUCUGAUGGAUGUCACUUAACAAUUCUUCAUUAUUAAACCCACAUGUGUGUACACUUAUUAAAAUGUAAAAAUGAAAAAUCCGAUCUGUGUCAUCUGUGAUACUCAGGCUAAUUAAUAUUACCAACUGGCAAAGAAGGAAAUUGGGACAGUAACUUUCUUUCAAUAUGAAAAUGAUCAAUGCAUGCAAAUGUAGUCCAUGAUAACUCAUAAUACACCAACAGAUAAACUGACAUUUGUGCUGACUGUAUUGAUACAUAAUCACUGCUGCAGUAGUAUAUUUGUUUCACAAAAAGAUCUAUAAUUUUUUCAAAAUUGAAUUUUACAUUUUAGUCAAUGAAUACAAUCAAAGACAAUUGUCCCACUUAUUUAACAGGGAUGAUGGAAGCUAGGUUAACCUUGCUGAGGAUGUGGGACAAUUUGUUAGAAUAAUUCUCAUGAGGGGUAAGGGAGGCCUUGGUUCACCGACCUUCACAUUUCUCACCAGUAUCCGUAGUGACAUAUAAUGGACAUUGAAAGUCCUGACCAAUGGCUGGUGAAUAGACAGAAAGCUUGACUGACUUUCAGAAUAAUUAUGUACAAUGCAAAUAAGGUUAAGACUUAAUGAAUAACACAUACAUGUAUUUUGUGUUGUGAAAAUUUAAAUUCUGUAAAUUGCUUUGGAUCCAAGAACAGCCAGUAUUACAUGCCUGAAUUUGAACUGAACUGUGUAUGACAUUAAACAAGAGAAAAAGAAGCUUCUUAAUUGUCUUACCAAUGUGAGAAAGGUGUAGAAGUCAUUUUGACAGAUAUGAUCAAGUUCUUGUAUCUAGGCUUUGAGGGAGGUAAGAACAGUGUUUAGAGCUUAGCUGAAAAUCGUAUUGUGUACAUAAUUCUUAUAGAGAAAUAAUUUUUGAAUAAAUUGUACACUCAACAAAAAUAUUA